Didymella exigua CBS 183.55 is the source of this 240-nucleotide messenger RNA. RefSeq lists its product as uncharacterized. NCBI's taxonomy places the organism in Eukaryota, Fungi, Ascomycota, Dothideomycetes, Pleosporales, Didymellaceae. The coding region runs from base 10 to 225 and encodes 71 amino acids. The record is from RefSeq and is a predicted model, not a curated record. The transcript has a single exon.
UCUGUUGCCAUGCUGCACAGAAGUGGAGGAGGAAUCCGGCGUGGAGUGAGGAAAGCCAGGGGAUUGAACCAGAUCCCAUAUCAAUCAGGCCACCAGGGCGCAUUUAGUGUAUCAUGUCAAUCAAAGACUGAGAACAUUCCCAAGAUCUUAUUGAUCACGACGAAUGUCGGUCGGUGUACACUAUAUCCGGAGUCGGAGUACGCGGUUGUCACAAAAGGCGCGUGAAACCAGAGCAUAAGC